AUGACACAAGGUCGUAAUCUAUCCAUCGCUCGACUCUUUUACAUUCUGACGGCUUUCACCAAUACAUUUACACAUAUGUGUCUUUAUUGUGUGGUAGGCGAAUUUUUAGUUAUUCAAUGUGAUGGGAUUUAUGAGGCUGUUUAUCAUUACAAAUGGUAUGACCUAAAACCGAAGCAAGCUAAAAAUCUAUUAAUUAUAAUGAUGUUGGCCAAUAGACCACUGCAUCUUACUGCAGGAAAACUUUUUCCUAUGACGAUGGCUACAUUUUGCAAUUUGUUAAAAACUUCUGGUGGUUACAUAUCGGUUUUGCUGGCACAUCGUAAUUGAACUAAAAACAUUUAUAAAAUAUUAAGUAUAAAACAAAUUGUGAGACAAUGUUAUUAUAUUGAUAAGAAUAAUUUACAUAGUAAAAUUGUAACUAUACAAUGUUUCUUAUUGUAACAAUAAACUUUAUUAUAAAUCAAAUCCAUAUUCUAAUUUUUCUAUACUGAUGUUAUUUGAUUAUAUAUUUAACUAGAAGAAAUUGAGUCUCGUCUAAAUCAUAAAUAGCUGAAUAGUGUUUUGUGAACCGACACGGAUGAU
This is a messenger RNA of Wasmannia auropunctata (little fire ant), 582 nucleotides long. Its product is annotated as odorant receptor 43a-like. Gene Ontology annotation, molecular function: odorant binding; olfactory receptor activity. Gene Ontology annotation, biological process: detection of chemical stimulus involved in sensory perception of smell; sensory perception of smell. Lineage: Eukaryota; Metazoa; Arthropoda; Insecta; Hymenoptera; Formicidae. Gene Ontology annotation, cellular component: plasma membrane. The record is from RefSeq and is a predicted model, not a curated record. Bases 1 to 327 code for a protein of 108 amino acids. The transcript is spliced from 3 exons.